Raphanus sativus (radish) is the source of this 1822-nucleotide messenger RNA. Its product is annotated as silicon efflux transporter LSI2. The record is from RefSeq and is a predicted model, not a curated record. Bases 201 to 1706 code for a protein of 501 amino acids. Lineage: Eukaryota; Viridiplantae; Streptophyta; Magnoliopsida; Brassicales; Brassicaceae. The transcript has 2 exons. Gene Ontology annotation, biological process: transmembrane transport. Gene Ontology annotation, cellular component: membrane.
UCCCAACAACAACAACAAGAGAAAAGGCUUUUGGGUUUCAAAAAGUGCUUUCUUUAUGGCUUAACUAUAAAGGUGACUCCUCUUCGUCUGCUCUGUUUAUUUCUCUCCAAAGUAGCUUCUACUUGUCUGUUCAUUAUCCCAAAUCAAUUUUUAACUUGUAAAUUGAUUCCUAAUCCCAAUUCUUUAGCAACAAAGAUCCAAUGGCAAUGGCACCAGUAGUGAAGCUGGUCCUAGGCUCCAUAGCCUUCGCAAUCUUCUGGAUAUUAGCUGUCUUCCCAUCAGUCCCUUUCCUCCCAAUCGGUCGAACAGCCGGCUCCCUCUUCGGCGCCAUGCUCAUGGUCAUCUUCCAAGUCAUCACCCCGGACCAAGCCUACGCAGCCAUCGACCUCCCCAUCCUCGGCCUCCUCUUCGGAACCAUGGUCGUCAGCAUCUACCUCGAGAGAGCCGACAUGUUCAAGUACUUGGGUACGCUCCUCUCUUGGAAAAGCAGAGGAGCCAAAGACUUGCUCUGCCGCGUCUGUCUCGUCUCCGCCGUCUCCAGCGCUCUCUUCACCAACGACACUUGCUGCGUUGUGCUGACCGAGUUCGUGCUGAAGAUCGCUAGGCAGAAGAACCUCCCUCCUCACCCCUUUCUGCUCGCUUUAGCCACGAGUGCUAAUAUUGGCUCUUCCGCGACUCCUAUUGGUAACCCUCAGAAUCUUGUUAUUGCUGUUCAGAGCAGGAUCUCGUUCUGGGAGUUUCUUCUUGGAGUCUUUCCCGCUAUGAUCGUUGGGAUCACUGUUAACGCUGCGAUGCUUCUCGCUAUGUACUGGCGGUUGUUGUCUGAUCGUAAAGAAGAGGAGGAGGAGAAUGAAGUUUCUGAAGUUGUUGAAGAAGAAGAUGUCACGUCCCAUCGGUUUUCUCCAGCUACGUUACCGCAUCUCAGCUCUUUCAGAUCGGAGGAAACUAACGUGAGAACGGAUCCCGAGACGCUCAGGAACAGAGGAGCUUCCUCUGGUGAGAGCAUUGCGUCUAGAGACCACCAAGCUGACGCUGAGUCACAAGGAGAGAGCUAUCCUAUUCCUACCACCAACAACGAUGUGUUGGUGUUUCGAACCAAGAGAUGGAGAAGAGUUUUGUGGAAAUCGAGUGUUUAUUUAAUUACGCUUGGGAUGCUUGUAUCUCUGCUUAUGGGGUUGAACAUGUCGUGGACUGCGAUUACCGCGGCUUUAGCUCUUGUUGUUCUUGAUUUUAAAGAUGCAAGGCCGUCUCUGGAGAAAGUAUCUUAUUCGCUUUUGAUAUUCUUCUGUGGGAUGUUUAUAACUGUCGAUGGAUUUAAUAAAACUGGUAUCCCUACGGCUCUGUGGGAUCUCAUGGAGCCGUACGCGAAUAUAGGGGAAGUUAAAGGAACCGUGGUUCUAGCAGUUGUGAUUCUUGUCCUCUCCAAUGUAGCCUCCAAUGUACCAACCGUGCUAUUGUUGGGAGCAAGAGUAGCGGCAUCAGCGGCGGCAGGGGGGGAGGAGAAGAAGGCGUGGUUGUUGCUGGCGUGGGUGAGCACGGUGGCUGGAAACUUGACGUUGCUUGGUUCAGCGGCUAACUUGAUAGUGUGUGAGCAAGCUCGCAGAGCAGUGAGCCAAGGAUACACUCUCACUUUCACUAAACACAUCAAGUUUGGUUUACCUUCAACGCUCAUCGUUACGGCCAUUGGUCUCUUCCUUAUCAAGUAAACCGUAACUCACUUUGUACAUGCUUUAUGUUUUUUUUUUACACUUUUUGUAUUUCAAUUAUGCAUAGGAUCCAUAUUUGUAUCUUUAAAAAUAAAUCAAACAAAUAGUUAUUGCAA